This is a messenger RNA of Vombatus ursinus (common wombat), 3839 nucleotides long. It is a transcript of the gene CRY2, whose product is annotated as cryptochrome circadian regulator 2. Lineage: Eukaryota; Metazoa; Chordata; Mammalia; Diprotodontia; Vombatidae. The coding region runs from base 1 to 1902 and encodes 633 amino acids. Gene Ontology annotation, cellular component: nucleus; cytoplasm. Gene Ontology annotation, biological process: circadian regulation of gene expression; entrainment of circadian clock by photoperiod; negative regulation of DNA-templated transcription. The transcript is spliced from 12 exons. The record is from RefSeq and is a predicted model, not a curated record. Gene Ontology annotation, molecular function: FAD binding; DNA binding.
AUGGCGGCGACGACUGUGGUGACGGUGCCGGCUGCGGCCGCGGCCCCCGCCCCCGCCCCGGCUCCUGCUCCGGCUCCGGCUCCGGCUCCGGCCCCGACCCCGACGCCGGCCCCAGCCCAGGCCCCGGCCCCGACGCCGGCCCCAGCCCAGGCCCCGGCCCCGGCCCCGGCCCCGGAGGAAGGCGCCUCUUCGGUACACUGGUUCCGCAAGGGGCUGCGGCUUCACGACAACCCCGCGCUGCAGGCGGCCCUGCGCGGGGCGCGCUGCGUGCGAUGCGUCUACAUUCUCGACCCGUGGUUCGCGGCCUCGUCCUCGGUGGGCAUCAACCGCUGGAGGUUCCUCCUCCAGUCCCUGGAGGACUUGGACAUCAGCUUAAGGAAACUAAACUCUCGCCUCUUCGUCGUCCGAGGACAACCGACUGAUGUGUUCCCAAGACUCUUCAAGGAAUGGGGUGUGACCCGCCUGACCUUUGAAUAUGACUCAGAGCCCUUUGGGAAAGAGCGGGAUGCAGCUAUUGUGAAGAUGGCCAAGGAGGCCGGCGUGGAGGUGGUAACGGAAAACUCGCACACCCUCUAUGACCUGGACAGGAUCAUUGAGCUGAACGGGCAGAAGCCACCCCUCACCUACAAGCGCUUUCAGGCCAUCAUCAGCCGCAUGGAGCUGCCUAGAAAGCCCGUGAGCUGCGUGACGAGCCAGCAGAUGGAGCGGUGCCAAGCCGAGAUUCAGGAGAACCACGAUGACACCUAUGGUGUGCCUUCCCUGGAGGAGCUCGGGUUCCCCACCGAUGGACUUGGCCCAGCUGUUUGGCAAGGAGGAGAGAUGGAAGCUCUGGCCCGACUGGACAAGCACUUGGAAAGGAAGGCCUGGGUCGCCAACUACGAGAGACCAAGGAUGAACGCCACCUCCCUGAUGGCCAGCCCCACGGGCCUCAGCCCCUAUCUGCGCUUUGGCUGCCUAUCCUGCCGCCUCUUCUACUACCGUCUCUGGGAACUGUAUAAGAAGGUCAAGAGGAAUAACACCCCUCCGCUGUCUCUGUAUGGGCAACUCCUUUGGCGAGAAUUUUUCUACACCGCAGCGACAAACAACCCCAAGUUUGACCGAAUGGAGGGGAACCCCAUCUGCAUCCAGAUCCCCUGGGACCGCAACCCGGAAGCCCUGGCCAAGUGGGCAGAGGGCAAGACCGGCUUCCCUUGGAUCGACGCCGUCAUGGCCCAGCUGCGGCAGGAGGGCUGGAUCCACCACCUGGCCAGGCACGCCGUGGCCUGCUUCCUGACCCGCGGAGACCUCUGGCUCAGCUGGGAGAGCGGGGUGCGGGUGUUUGAUGAGCUGCUCCUUGAUGCUGAUUUCAGCGUGAAUGCGGGCAGCUGGAUGUGGCUGUCCUGCAGCGCCUUCUUCCAACAGUUCUUCCACUGCUACUGCCCUGUGGGCUUUGGCCGCCGGACAGACCCCAGUGGAGACUACGUCAGGCGCUACCUACCCCAGCUGAAAGGAUUCCCCUCGCGCUACAUUUAUGAGCCCUGGAACGCCCCCGAAUCUGUGCAGAAGGCAGCCAAGUGCAUCAUCGGGGUAGAUUACCCCAAGCCCAUUGUCAACCAUGCCGAAACCAGCCGGCUCAACAUCGAGCGCAUGAAGCAGAUCUACCAGCAGCUUUCCCGCUACCGGGGUCUCUGUUUACUGGCCUCCGUCCCAUCCUGCAUGGAAGACCUCAGCAACCCCAUGGCAGAGACAAGUAUGGGCCAGGCCAGUGGCGUUAGCAGCACAGGCCCAAAGCCCUUGCCCUGCAGCCCAGCAUCCCCCAAACGCAAGCUGGAGGCCAUGGAGGAGGCUUCUGGAGAGGAGCACAGCAAACGGGCCCGUGUGAUGGCGGCAUUGCCUGUCCCAGAGCUGGCUGGCACAGUGUGAGAGAGUGAGACCCCUCCCUUGAGGGCGUCGGGACAGGGGACAGGCUGCAGAGCUGAGCAGAUGCAGAAAGAUGGGCGCAGGGUGGCCGCAAUGCCAGUAGACCGCAGACUGCGGGGAAAGCGAGUUCCCUGAGAAGAGAGUGUAUGUGUGUGCCUGUGUGUGUGCCCACAUGUGGGGAGGAGCCAAGGAGGGGCGUGACGUGAUGUGUCGUGGGCAGGAGGCCACUCAGAGGCACCCUGGGCUGCAGCUGUCCAGCCCCCCACCAGCCCAGAGGUCGGGCCCUGGGAGGGGCCUCCAGAGCAGGUGACCUUGUCCUCCCCUUUCCUUGUAUCAGGGCUCUAGGUCCAUGCUUCUGCUCCCGUCAGGGCCGUGAUGCUGACCAGGCCUUGCGCUUGCCCGGCUUUGCCCAGACCCCAGCCCUCCAGUGCCAGGCCCUGCUGUCUCAGGGUGGAGCCUGAGCAUCUCCUAGAUUAAGGGUGUCUGAAGCUCUCUUCUCCUCCGAGAGCAGGACUAAGCACCAUGAGGAGCGUGGCAUCAUGCAGGGGGCUGUUGGAAGACCCUUUGGGAACCUGCCCCAGCCCACCCUGCCUUGCCGUGCUCCCCGAGGACUCAUUGCCUCAGCUCAGGUGCAGAAAUUAAACUCUGUUAAAAAGCAGAGUCUGCUCAUGGCUUCUUAGCUUAAAGGGAUACUGGGCCUCAGAGGAUAGCAAUCUCCUUCAACCAGCCGCAGGUUGAAUUCUUAAUGGAGUUCUUCUGGUGGCCUCGAGGGGCUGCCAAUCCAGUCCCAGGGAGUCAUCCCCUGCUGCUUCGGACACCAAGGCCUGGGAACUGGUCAGCGUGCUGGGAUGGCCAGGAGAAGUCAGCCGAGGGGAGGCCCAAAUUCCAGGGGUGUCCAGUGGCCUCCUGCUUCCAUCAUUGUCCCCCCUCUCUGGCCUCGCUUCAUCUUCGUCCUGUACAGGGGUGAAGGCCUGCCUUGGGCUGAGUCAGAAGCCAGCAUGGAAUAAAACUUGGAGUCGACCUGGAAAAGUCUUCCUUCCCACUCCUGCCUCUCGUGGGGCUGCAGAAAGACUCUGUGUGUGUGUCUGUGUCUGUGUCUGUGUCUGUGUCUGUGUGUCUGUCUGUCUGUGUGUGUGUGUCUGUGUGUGUUCUGGUUCUGUGACACUGAGGUGGUCCCAGGGCCUUGCGUCUCUCUGACCUCCCUGUAAUCAGAAGCUGUGUAGCCUCCUCGGCUCCUCGGCCUUCCUGUCCUUCAUCCAUAGAUUUUGGCCACCUUCUUCCCGAAACCUCCCCCAACUCUUGUCCAAAGAGCUACCUUCACCAUUCAGCUGUUACCCUGCUCGUUUUCUCUAGAAAUGCACUUUGUCCCAGAGAGGGUCAUGAGAGUAAAGAGCAAUGGGAAAUGGGUUCAGUAGACCACGGCCCUGCCCUCUCUGCUGACUGACGGGGCUGCUGCUGCUGACAGGGCACAGACUGGCCUGAUGGUGUGUGGACCAUGGAGGAAGUGCAAGAAGAUGGGGCAGCAGCCUCAGAGUGGGGGUCCAGGUCAGAUAACUGCUGGUUCCCUCUCCUCAUCUCGUUCGAUGGUUGUACCCCCCCCCAAAGAAAGCAAAACCUCCAAUCCUCUGCCCCCCACCCCCUCCUUAAUUUAUUGGCAUUUGUAGCCCGUCCCCAGUCUGAGCUGCAGAUGGAGCAGGAUGAGCCUUCUCCAGGCCUGGAUUAGCCCUCCUUCCCUCCCUACCUUAGACUGGCCUCUGGGGCCCACUGCACCAAGAUUUUCCCCAGCUCGUUCUUCAGGGAGCCAUGGGGAUUGACGGCAAUAGGCCCAGUGCCCUUUGUACAGAGACUUCAGAAGCUGCUUUCUGUUGUUUGGAAGGUGUGUUGUUUCUCCUGUGGUCUGCCUGUAAAAUAUAUUUUUGUUUUAUAAACGUCUGACCUUG